Molecule: messenger RNA, 588 nt
Organism: Notothenia coriiceps (black rockcod)
Lineage: Eukaryota; Metazoa; Chordata; Actinopteri; Perciformes; Nototheniidae
Product: glutamate receptor 4-like
Exons: 3
Cellular component (GO): membrane
Molecular function (GO): ligand-gated monoatomic ion channel activity
Source: RefSeq, a predicted model, not a curated record
GAGGGUCCCUAUGUGAUGCUGAAGAAGAACCAUGAACUCUAUGAAGGGAACGACCAGUUUGAGGGAUACUGUGUGGACUUGGCCUCAGAGAUCGCAAAACACAUCGGAAUCAAAUACAAGAUCUCCAUCGUACCGGAUGGGAAGUAUGGAGCCAGAGAUCCAGAGACCAAGAUAUGGAACGGCAUGGUGGGAGAGCUUGUUUAUGGGAAAGCAGCAAUUGCUGUGGCCCCGCUGACCAUCACUCUGGUGAGAGAAGAGGUGAUCGACUUCUCGAAGCCCUUCAUGUCUCUGGGAAUCUCCAUCAUGAUCAAAAAGCCCCAGAAGUCUAAACCCGGUGUUUUCUCUUUCCUGGACCCUCUGGCCUAUGAGAUCUGGAUGUGCAUAGUGUUCGCGUACAUUGGAGUCAGUGUUGUGCUGUUUUUGGUGAGUCGCUUCAGUCCGUAUGAGUGGCAUGCAGAGGAACCAGAGGAGGGAACAACAGAGCUUGGCCCCACCGACCAACCUCCCAAUGAGUUUGGCAUCUUCAACUCCCUCUGGUUCUCACUGGGAGCCUUCAUGCAACAGGGCUGCGACAUCUCACCACGGUGA